Brassica napus (rape) is the source of this 3870-nucleotide messenger RNA. RefSeq names its product G-type lectin S-receptor-like serine/threonine-protein kinase RKS1. The transcript has 10 exons. The coding region runs from base 1019 to 3568 and encodes 849 amino acids. The record is from RefSeq and is a predicted model, not a curated record. NCBI's taxonomy places the organism in Eukaryota, Viridiplantae, Streptophyta, Magnoliopsida, Brassicales, Brassicaceae. Gene Ontology annotation, molecular function: protein serine/threonine kinase activity; ATP binding. Gene Ontology annotation, biological process: protein phosphorylation; recognition of pollen.
AAUAGAAUCUCUCUCUCUCUCUAAGGGAAUGGCAAUCAAACUGAAAAUUCGACUUAAACAGAAGGGCGAAACCGUAAAGUUGAAUCCGUUUCCAGUAGUAGGAAUGCGAUUCCCCUGCUUCGACGGCGCGUAUGAGCCACGCGCAUCGCCGGCCGGCCGUGGGCAGAAAAUCGCCAUAUUACGCUUUUUUUUUGGUAUUUCAAGUCUCCAUUCACACAAGUGGAGGUGAAACGAAUCAAUUGCUUGGAUGAUAGUAGAUAGUAUAUAUGUCAAAUGUUAUAGUCUCCGAAGCAGAGAGAUCUGUGCCUUGCUUUCGAUUACAUUCGCCGCCGGUCAAGGAGUCAUUGGAGUUUAGGUAGGCAAUUGAUUUGAUUCAGAUUCUACAUAUGGUGGUUGCCAAUGGUUUCGUAAGAGCGUAUUGCCUUGCUUUUGAGUCAAAAUCGUCUUACGUUGGCUCCUAUGGUGAUGUGGAUGUUCAACAAGAAGAGAGUUUUUGGAAGUGAAACGAAUCGUUUGUUUAGAUGAGAAGAGCGCCACUGAUACACGGCAAUGUUAUAGUCUCUGAAGCAGAGUUUUAUCUACGUGUAGUAGUCACAGCUACAUAGCUAACCUUUGCAUACCUGAGACAUAUAGGUUGAGUAAGCAUGUUUCAUAUGGAAGGAGGAGAUCCCUCACUCUUUCUAAUUGCCUUGAUGUUCUGUUCCAUUAGAAGGAAGCCAGAGGUAAUGCAAAGUGCAAACGAUUGAUUAUGUGCAAGCUGAAUUUGGUUUACUACUCCUUACAUAAUCUGAGAGUUUUCCAAGCUCAACUGCGAAAUCUGAAAUGCAAAAGUAGAUGCACAGUAACCUUUCUAGAGCAUAUUGAUGUACUUUUUUUCUAGGUGUCUUUGGAGGAUUAGCGUUUGAAGAAAAUAUAAAGAAGUGUAUAUUUAGUUAUUUACCACUAACUUUGAGUUUUGUUUUGUAAGUUUUAAUCACUUAGAAAUUUGUUUAUAAAAACAGGUUUCAAAUAUCACAGUAUGAUUGUGCCGUUACAUCAGUAUACAUUUAUUAUUCUAGACACAGAAGAACACUACGAUACAAGUUUCCUAUUUCAGUCUUGUACCUGCGACGAUACGAUCAUGAGAACACAUUCCAUGAGAGAUGGUGAUGUCAUAAUCUCUGAAGGGAAGAGGUUUGCAUUUGGAUUCUUCAGCCUUGGAGUUUCAAACCUCCGUUACGUCGGGAUUUGGUAUGCUCAAAUCUCUGAGCAGACUGUUGUAUGGGUUGCUAACAGAGACAGUCCCAUGAAUGACACAUCUGGGGUGAUAAGGUUCAGCAGCAGUGGGAACCUCUGCAUCUAUGCAUCAGCCAACACAACAGAACCUCUCUGGUCGACCAAUGUUUCAGACAGUGUCCUGGAACCAACUCUAGUUGCGAGACUCUCUCCUCUAGGGAACCUUGUUCUGCUUGACUCAGUUACAGGGAAAGGUUUCUGGGAGAGCUUUGAUCAUCCUACGGACUCUUCUCUUCCGUCUAUGAGGUUGGGUUUCACACGAAAAGACGGCUUGGAUCGCUUUCUAACGUCUUGGAAAUCUCCAGGUGACCCAAGCUCUGGAGCUUUCACAUACCGGAUAAAUCGCACGGGGUUCCCGCAGCUGAUUCUGUACAAAGGUCUGACCCCAUGGUGGCGUACGGGAUCCUGGACCGGGUUGGGAUGGAGCGGUGUGCCAGGAAUGUCAAGAAGAAGAGGCUCUUCUAUCUUCCAUAGCUCGUUUGUUAAUAACCAGGACGAAGUAUCCACAACCAACCGUGUGACGGAUGCUUCAGUCCUAACAAGAAUGAUGGUGAACGAGACAGGAAACGUGCAGCGUCUCACAUGGGUCGAAACGGAGAAGAAAUGGAAUGUGUACUGGUCGGUUCCUAAAGAGGAAUGCGACAAUUAUGCACACUGCGGCCUUAACGGUUACUGCGAUCCCACAGGUUCAGCAUCGUUUGUGUGCACAUGCCUACCUGGUUUUGAGCCGAAGAUGCCCCGGGAUUGGCUCUUGAGGGACACUUCCGGUGGGUGUACUAAGAAAAACAACGCUUCAAUAUGCGGCCGUGAGAAAGAAGGGUUUGUGAAGUUAAAGCGCGUGAAGAUUCCCGACACAUCAGUUGCAAGUGUGGAUAUGAACAUAACACUGAAGGAGUGCAAACAGAGGUGCUUAGGGAACUGCUCUUGUGUCGCUUACGCAAGCGCUUACCAUGAAGGUGUGGGGGGAGCAAGAGGGUGCUUGACAUGGCACGGCGAUAUGUUGGAUGCGAGGAUAUACAUGAACACGGGACAAGAUUUCUACAUACGUGCAGACAGGGAAGAGAUAGAGCGGUGGAACAAAGAUGGCUUAUUACGGAAGAGGAGAGUCCUUAUCAUUGUCAUCAGUUUGAUUGCAGCCGUAAUGUUACUAGCCGUCAUUUCGUUCUGUUACGUAAGGAAGCGACGAAAGUCGAACAGGGAAAGAAGAUCCUCAACAACCUUGGCUCCAGGUUCUCCAUUCAGAUUUGAAGAGGACCGGGGGAGAGAAUGGGAGUUACCUCUCUUUGAGCUUAACACAAUCGUUACAGCGACGAACAAUUUUGCUUUCCGUAACAAGCUUGGAGAAGGUGGUUUCGGACCCGUUUAUAAGGGCGUGUUAGAAGACGGUGCGGAGAUAGCAGUGAAGAGGUUGUCUAAAAACUCAGGCCAAGGGAUGGAAGAGUUCAAGAACGAGGUCAAGUUGAUAUCGAAGUUACAGCAUCGGAAUCUCGUGAGGAUGUUAGGAUGUUGCGUUGAAUCGGAAGAGAAGAUGUUGGUAUACGAGUAUUUACCAAACAAGAGUCUAGACUGUUUCAUAUUCGAUGAAGAGCAGAGAUCGGAGUUAAAUUGGCCAAAACGGAUGGAGAUAAUACACGGGAUUGCUCGCGGAAUCUUGUACCUUCAUCAAGAUUCAAGACUGAGGAUCAUCCACAGAGACCUCAAGGCCAGCAAUGUACUUCUUGACAAUGAAAUGAUCCCCAAGAUUGCGGAUUUUGGCAUGGCGAGAAUCUUUGGGGGCAACCAAAUCAGAGGAAGCACAAAUCGUGUCGUCGGAACAUAUGGAUAUAUGUCACCUGAGUAUGCAAUGGAGGGUCACUUCUCCGUUAAAUCCGACGUCUACAGCUUCGGAGUAUUGAUCUUAGAGAUCAUAACAGGGAAGAAAAACAGUGCGUUCCACAAGGAAUCUUUGAACCUAGUUGGACAAAUAUGGGAUCUAUGGAACAAAGGUGAAGCAACAAAGAUCGUAGACAAACUAAUGAACCAAAAGAUUUAUGAUGAGAGCGAAGUGAUGAAGUGCGUACACAUUGGGUUGCUUUGCGUACAAGAAAAUGCUUCGGAUAGACCAGACAUGCCCUCUGUUGUGUCCAUGUUUGGUCAUAAGGCCAAUGACUUUCCUCCUCCCAAGCAUCCUGCGUUUACGUCCGGAAGGAAGACACACGUCAAGAAUGACGACAGCACCUCCGGUGCUUACCCCAGUGGAGAAAAUAGCAAUUCUGUUAAUGACAUUACUCUCACUGAUGUUCAUGGCCGUUGAAAUAUUCUGAAUUGUCGAGAGAUCUAUCUUAUUUUGAUAAACUACUUCCAUAGAAGUGUGUGUUUUAGUUUUAAUUGCAACUACGUGUGAGACGUUGAUUAACUAUGAAAUAAGGAGGAAGCAGGAGAAGAAAUGGGGAAGAGUGGCGGUGGUGGUUGGCUCCCCGCUGAUGGAUCUGAUUGUUCCCAUGGUUUCUCCUCAUAUUACCUUUGUAAGACUUAUGAUCAUCAUACCCUUUCUUGAUUAUGCUUAUUGGCUGAUGAAUUUGCUGAAUUUAAUAUAUCCAGUCAUUGUCAACUUAA